AGGAAACGAUGUUGGUCGGAGAAGAGGAAGAGGAAGAAGAGGAAGAGUGAGGGAGGGAGGAAAGGAGGAAAGGAAGAGGGAGUAGGGCCAAGAGACGUAAUUCACCCCUUUCUCUUGGCGCCAACCUGGCGGAAAAAAGGAAAAAAAAAUACGUUUUUUGUCGUUUAGUGAACUUUAGUGUAAUCAAUCGUGGGCAUAUUAUUUUGUAGCCAGUUGCGCUAGGUAGUUUGCUAACCCGCUAGCAUUUUACAUAAUCUUGCCCCCUUUUUUUUCUUCUUCAAGAAACCACAUUAUUUUAGUGACUUAAGUUAGCUAGCUAGCUAGCAACAGCAAGACACAGCGGUCGUUUUAAAACAGCGAUAAUGGGGAGGAAGUCAAACAAAGCGAAGGAGAAGAAGCAGGCUCGCCUGGCGGAGAGGGCAGCCAUGGAUGCAGUGUGUGCCAAGGUGGACGCAGCCAAUAAGCUGGACGACCCAUUGGCUGCUUUCCCAGUCUUCAAAAAGUAUGACAGAAACGGAUUGAAUCUCCAGAUCGAGUGUAAGAGAGUGUCCUCUCUCAACCCCAUGUCUGUGGAGUGGGCCUACGAGCUGACCCGGACCAACAUGCAGACACUGUAUGAGCAAAGCGAGUGGGGAUGGAAGGAGAGAGAAAAGAGGGAUGAGAUGAAAGACGAGAGGGCGUGGUAUCUGCUGGCUCGAGACACAGACUCCUCCCCCGUGGCCUUCUCUCACUUCCGAUUCGAUGUCGAGUGCGGGGAGGAGGUGCUAUACUGUUAUGAGGUCCAGCUGGAGAGUAGGGUGAGAAGGAAAGGACUGGGCAAGUUCCUCAUCCAGAUACUUCAGCUCAUCGCCAACAGCACACAGAUGAAGAAGGUGAUGUUAACAGUAUUCAAACACAACCACGGGGCAUACCAGUUCUUCAGAGAAGCUUUACAGUUCGAUAUCGACGACACCUCCCCCAGUAUGUCUGGUUGUUGUGGCGACGACUGCACCUAUGAGAUCCUGUCGCGGCGGACCAAACAUGCCGAGGCCCAGGGGCACAGCCACGGUGGAGGGCACUGUGGAGGCUGCUGCCACUGAGGGAGCCUGUUCCUGUUUCACCACUUCCUGGUCCCACGCUCUAGAAGCUGCCCCUCGUCCGCUUCUCUGCUCGAGUCAUUACUGUACCCAAACGCCCCAAAUCCCCUGGCCCACUUUAUAUUCCCCCCUCUCUCUCUCACAUCCAUAUUCCCCCCUCGCUCUCUCACAUCCAUAUUCCCCCCUCGCUCUCUCACAUCCAUAUUCCCCCCUCGCUCUCUCACAUCCAUAUUCCCCCCUCGCUUUCUCACAUCCAUAUUCCCCCCUCGCUCUCUCACAUCCAUAUUCCCCCCUCGCUCUCUCACAUCCAUAUUCCCCCCUCGCUCUCUCACAUCCAUACUAUUUCAGUCUUUGAUAAGUUAGGAAUCUGCUUGUGCUCUGUCUAGCCAGCCACCUCUUCAACAGCUUUCUGAACUGUCCCAAGGCUCCAUCCCAAUAAUCCUAAUGCGCAUACUAUUAUGGAUGAAGCGACGUAUUAGCCAUGCAUUCUGAAUGGUAAAUUAGGAUGGAUUGUUGGGACGGAGCCCCACAAAUGUAUUUCUCUUAGUUUGAUCAGGUGUUGUGUAGAUAGCCUCUCUCUUUUCCCCAGAGCCUCUCAUCCGUUUCAGUUGAUCUGCUACAGUAUUUUUAAAUGCUGUCUGAUGGCAGGAACACCCGCUGUUCCUACAUUUUUGUAGAGAGAUGUGUGUGUGUGUGUGAGAUACAUAUAUAUAUAUAUAUAUACACACACACACACACA
Messenger RNA from Salmo salar (Atlantic salmon), 1815 nucleotides. RefSeq names its product N-alpha-acetyltransferase 40, NatD catalytic subunit (gene naa40). NCBI's taxonomy places the organism in Eukaryota, Metazoa, Chordata, Actinopteri, Salmoniformes, Salmonidae. Gene Ontology annotation, cellular component: nucleus. Gene Ontology annotation, molecular function: histone H4 acetyltransferase activity; histone H2A acetyltransferase activity; protein N-terminal-serine acetyltransferase activity. The record is from RefSeq and is a predicted model, not a curated record.